Acipenser ruthenus (sterlet) is the source of this 4009-nucleotide messenger RNA. Its product is annotated as zinc finger protein 436-like. Gene Ontology annotation, biological process: central nervous system development; regulation of transcription by RNA polymerase II. The record is from RefSeq and is a predicted model, not a curated record. Gene Ontology annotation, cellular component: nucleus. The transcript has a single exon. The coding region runs from base 601 to 2844 and encodes 747 amino acids. Lineage: Eukaryota; Metazoa; Chordata; Actinopteri; Acipenseriformes; Acipenseridae. Gene Ontology annotation, molecular function: DNA-binding transcription factor activity, RNA polymerase II-specific; RNA polymerase II cis-regulatory region sequence-specific DNA binding.
UGAAGUUCCAAUGAAUGAAGACUAUACUUUGCUUGAAGUAUGCAUUAUAUUGCGUCGGCUCGCAAUAAACAAAUAGUUCUUUUCAAAUGGAGAUCAGCUUGUUGAUUUCCAAUAGUCUUGCAGCAUUAUCUUUGACUUGUCAGGAGUUUUCCCACUGGAAACAGUAGUAUUGACCAGACGCAACUCAGUUCAGAGAAUGUGUUGCAAUUGAAAAGUUAUGUAGUUCGUAGAAGUGUUCUUCUCGUUGCAGUUCUUGUGGACGGCUAGUACAUGACCUUAGGCCCAGCUGCUGGCUAUGCUUCCAUUCGUUUCGUGCAGCGACGUGGAAACCAGGACCCGCUUUCAGAUCAAGGCAGUGUCCCAUUUACUGUUUCAGUCUCUCGCAGAGCAAAGCGCUAUUCUCCCAUUAUUCCAGCAUACUUUCCCAUUAAAAAACUAAAUGUUACAAAGUAUUUUGUCCUCAUCAUUCAUCUUUGUGGUUGUUUGGUUGAUGGUAUCAAAGCAAUUGAAGGAAAUGUUUUCUUGAACCUGAAGGUUCUUACUUAAUUUCAUUUUCUGCUUUCAGGACUGCCUUAUCUUGGUGAAAGCCAAGGAUCAAAGAUGGAGUCUGUUUACAUUAAACAGGAGAAGGUUCUGGAAUUGGUACCUGUCUGCAUUAAACAGGAGAUGCCUGAAGUGGAGCCUGUCCACAUUAAAGAAGAGACUGAACUGGAGCCUGUCCACAUUAAAGAAGAGACUGAACUGGAGCCUGUCCACAUGAAAGAAGAGACUGAACUGGAGCCUGUCCACAUUAAAGAAGAGACUGAACUGGAGUCUGUCCAUAUUAAAGAAGAAGAGACUGAACUGGAGCCUGUCCACAUUAAAGAAGAAAAGACUGAACUGGAGUCUGUCCACAUUAAAGAAGAGACUGAACUGGAGCCUGUCCACAUGAAAGAGGAAGAGACUGAACUGGAGCCUGUCCACAUUAAAGAAGAGACUGAACUGGAGCCUGUCCACAUUAAAGAAGAGACUGAACUGGAGCCUGUCCACAUUAAAGAAAAAGAGACUGAACUGGAGCCUGUCCACAUGAAAGAAGAGACUGAACUGGAGCCUGUCCACAUUAAAGAAGAGACUGAACUGGAGCCUGUCCACAUUAAAGAAGAGACUGAACUGGAGCCUGUCCACAUUAAAGAAGAGACUGAACGGGAGCCUGUCCACAUUAAAGAAGAGACUGAACGGGAGCCUGUCCACAUUAAAGAAGAGACUGAACUGGAGCCUGUCCACAUGAAAGAAGAGACUGAACGGGAGCCUGUCCACAUUAAAGAAGAGACUGAACGGGAGCCUGUCCACAUUAAAGAAGAGACUGAACGGGAGCCUGUCCACAUUAAAGAAGAGACUGAACUGGAGCCUGUCCACAUGAAAGAAGAGACUGAACGGGAGCCUGUCCACAUGAAAGAAGAGACUGAACGGGAGCCUGUCCACAUUAAAGAAGAGACUGAACGGGAGCCUGUCCACAUGAAAGAAGAGACUGAACUGGAGCCUGUCCACAUGAAAGAAGAGACUGAACGGGAGCCUGUCCACAUUAAAGAAGAGACUGAACGGGAGCCUGUCCACAUGAAAGAAGAGACUGAACGGGAGCCUGUCCACUUUAAAGAAGAGACUGAACUGGAGCCUGUCCACUUUAAAGAAGAGACUGAACUGGAGCCUGUCCUUAUUAAAGAAGAGACUGAACUGGAGCCUGUCCUUAUUAAUGAGGAGGCUGGAGAGAAACAAUAUCAAUGUACUGACUGUGGGAAGAGUUUCAGUCAUUUAGGAAACCUAAAAGCACACCAGCGAAUUCACACAGGAGAAAAGCUGCAUCACUGUGGUGACUGUGGGAAGAGAUUUAGUUGGUUUGGAAACCUAAAAAUACAUCGGCGAAUUCACACUGGAGAGAAGCCGUAUCAAUGUACUGACUGUGGGGAGAGUUUCAGUUGGUUAGGAAGCCUAAAAGCACACCAGCGAAUUCACACAGGAGAAAAGCUGCAUCACUGUGCUGACUGUGGGAAGAGAUUUAGUUGGUUUGGAAACCUAAAAAUACAUCGGCGAAUUCACACUGGAGAGAAGCCGUAUCAAUGUACUGACUGUGGGGAGAGUUUCAGUGCGUCGGGAACAUUUAAAUCACACCAGCGAAUUCACACUGGAGAGAAGCCGUAUAAGUGCUCUGAGUGUGGGAAGAGUUUCAGUUGGUUAGGAAGCCUAAAAACACACCAGCAAAUUCAUACAGGAGAGAAACCACAUCACUGCUCUGAGUGUGGGAAGAGUUUCACAGCAUUAGACGGUCUAAAAAAACACCAGCGAAUUCACACUGGAGAGAAACCACAUCACUGUGCUGAGUGUGGGAAGAGUUUCACAGCGUUACAUGGUCUAAAAAGACACCAGCAAAUUCACACUGGAGAGAAGCCAUAUUACUGUUCUGACUGUGGGGAGAGAUUCAGUCGGUCAGGAACACUAAUAAUACACCAGCGAAUUCACACUGGAGAGAAGCCAUAUCGCUGUUCUGAAUGUGGGAAGAGUUUCAGUGCGUUAGGAACACUAAAAUCCCACCAGCAAAUUCACACUGGAGAGAAACCAUAUCACUGUUCUGAAUGUGGGAAGAGUUUCAGACAGUCAAGAUACCUAAAAACACACCAGCGAAUUCACACUGGAGAAAAGCCGUAUCACUGUGCUGACUGUGAGAAGAGCUUCCGUCAGUUAGGACACCUAAAAACACACCAGCGACUUCAUGCAGCCUGUAACCAGCUGCAUCACUGUACGGAGUGUGGGAAGAGUUUUAGAUGGUUACAAAGUCUUAGCCGGCACCAGAGAACUCACACAUUAGAAUAGCCAUUCAACUGUACAAAAUGUGGCAAGACAUUUGCUUACUCCAGGGAAGUGAAUUAGCAUAAAUGCAAGUGUCACAGGGAGCCCUGUAACUGGUUUGUGGAGUGUGUGUGUGCGCUUCGGAGAAAUCCACUGCGAUGCGCAGCAUGAGACGCAUUGCUAAGCAACCAGCUGAACGGUAGGCUCGCCCGGACCUGUGCGGAUCGGGAGGUCCGUUUUGGCCCGGGGGUGCUGCACAGAGCUCAAAAAGCGGCUGCGCCACAGCUUGGAAACAUGCCAUUGACACAUGGUGUAGUGUUAAAGUGGUACAUCAUGGUACGCGUAACAAAACGUGACCCAUGAAAGGUCAGAACGUGGUAUGCUGUCAUGUUGCAAGUGGUACGUAGUCUGAUUUUGGUAUAGGUGCAAUCAAUUGAGAUCUGAUGGGUGUGUUGUCAAAAUGAGGUACAUUUACCAUUCAUUUUACUGUUUUUUGCAAACAAACUGGAAACAAUCAGUUUCUCUAAAAAGAAAAAAACAAUUCGAGAAGUCCACCACAAAGUUGCACGAGUAAAAAAAAAAUGAUAAGACCCAAUGUAUUGCAUAUGAUAAAUAAUAUUCACAUACCUUUAUGAUGGUGCAAAAAUACAAUAAAUUACAUAAACACAAUGUAAGACUGGAAAAUAUGAUACAUUCUAUUUAAAAAAUGUAAAAACAAAAAAGAGCAUAACGUACCAGAUUUUAAUGGGUGCUUCCCUACUUAGCAGAAUUUGUUUAGGCAUGCGUAAGCAAGCGCAGUGCGCUGAGUACCACUUUAACAUGUACCUGAAAACAACGCGACACCGGUAAAAAAUUUGUUACUUUCACCACUGACUACAGCAUUUACUUUGACUUCAAUUCAGGUAAAAUGUGCAAAUCUGAUUUAGACAUUGCCGGAACUGUAUAUAUGCUGUGUUAUUAAAUAGAACAUUUAGUAUUAUUUGUUUUGCAAAACAGAAGUGUUGUGUUUCACUUUUAUUGCAUUUGGACUUUUAGUAAGUCUGUAAUGCAAUGAUGCAUGUGUUUCAGGUCAUUUCAUUUCAUAUAAUGUAUUUUUAACUUUUCUCUUUUACACGAAAAAAUUAUAAUGAUGUAUUUCCCCUUUUCUGUAGUUUCUCAAUGGAAUAAAAAAUGAUAAGUGUGAACAACA